CCUCCUCCGCAUCCACAGCUGAUGAUGGCCAGCCUUUUAACGUUAGGUGCCAACGCUACGGAACUUAGCAGGCAGUUAGCGGUGUAGCGUCGUCAAAAUGUGUAAGAGGUCUUAGCUAACCGUCAUGUGAAUGUGCUGUUCUAGACAAUAGCAAAGGUGUGUUGCAGAAUAUAGGCGGGCCAUGUAAAUGUGCCCCUGUAGUUCACCGGCGUUUGAGUCGCACGUUUAGGUCAUCGGUUGUCACGUUAGCUAAGUUGUAUGUUGUUUGACAGUACAGUCAGAGGAGUGCCAAGCUAACUGGCUAAGAGCUAGCGCUAGCUGGUUAGCUACCACACAACGUAGCUAGCUGGUUAGCUGCCUGUUAUGUUAACUACUUUGGUUUGGCUCGCAUGCGCUUGAAUGCUGUUGUUUUUCAAGAGCUGUGCGUGCCCUGUACGACAACUGGACCUGAAUCUUAUGCUGUCUAAGAUGUUCAGAGCUUUUCUAGUUGCAUUGCCUGACUCCUCCUGGUCUAUUUAACUAGCCAUAUAUUAUUACUCCCAAACCAAUCCCACAUCUCUGUUUGGCAACAGUAUGAUCAUUUACACUGACUCCACCCAGCCCACUGGGGCAAGAGUCCCCCAAAACCAAGCUCUCAAAAUGAUAUGGUAGUAGCCGCCUGGAUCACUUUCUGUGGCUGCAGGAGCCUUGUAAGGGUUCUGCUCUUCCUUUCCUCCUCAAAUCCCCUCCCUUCAUUCUGGGAGACCCUCGCCAGUGUAAUCUCAGGCACUGGAACCAUGGGUAACAGCUGUGUGUGCCGGGAGGAUAGUGACUUGGAGGAUCAUCACCAUGUGUCGUCGAGGUCGAUCCGAGGACAAGCUAGGCGGGUGGAUCAUGGUACAGGUGUAGGUUCUGAUUCUGGAGAGGCUCGGAGCAGUCGGCCCAGGGACCCAGUAAGGCCACCACGUCGAGGACGAGGGCCCCAUGAGCCACGACGGAAGAAGCAGAAUGUGGAUGGCCUGGUGCUGGACACACUGGCUGUCAUCAGAACACUUGUAGACAAUGACCAAGAGCCCCCUUACUCCAUGAUCACUUUGCAUGAGAUGGCAGAGACAGAUGAUGGUUGGCUGGAGGUUGUCCAGUCCCUGAUUCGAGUGAUCCCAUUGGAUGAUCCGCUUGGCCCUGCAGUGAUCACCCUUCUGUUAGAUGAGUGUCCCCUGCCCACCAAGGAUGCUCUCCAGAAGCUCUCUGACAUGUUGAGUUUGAGUUCGGCUGUAGCACAACAGGACGCCCUAAACCCUGCUAAACACAGAAACACAACAGCUGUCCUAGGGUGCCUGGCAGAGAAACUGGCUGGACCAGCCAGUAUUGGCCUAUUGAGCCCUGGAACCCUUGAGUACCUUCUAGAGAGCUUGAGUUCAGAGGCCCACCCUACUGUCAUGCUGUUUGCUCUCAUUGCUUUGGAGAAGUUCUCCCAGACCAGUGAGAACAAACUGACAGUGUCCGAGUCAUGUAUCAGCAAUCGACUUGCUGUCCUGGAGUCGUGGGCAGAGCAUCCCGACUACCUGAAGAGGCAGGUUGGAUUCUGUUCACAGUGGAGCCUUGACAAUCUGUUCCUUAAGGAGGGUCGUCAGUUCACCUAUGAGAAGGUCAACCUCAUUAAUAUUAAUGCCAUGCUCAAUAGCAACGAUGUCAGCGAGUACCUCAAGAUAUCCCCCACUGGACUAGAGGCACGAUGUGAUGCUUCGUCCUUUGAGAGCGUGCGUUGUACAUUCUGCGUGGACUCAGGCGUGUGGUACUACGAGGUGACAGUCAUUACUUCAGGCGUGAUGCAAAUUGGAUGGGCCACCAAGGACAGCAAGUUCCUCAACCAUGAGGGUUAUGGAAUAGGAGAUGAUGAAUACUCAUGUGCGUAUGAUGGCUGCAGGCAGCUCAUCUGGUACAACGCUCGCAGUAAACCUCACUCUCACCCCUGCUGGAAAGAGGGAGAUGCCAUUGGCUUCUUGUUGGACCUCAGCAAGAAGCAGAUGAUCUUCUAUCUGAACGGACAUCAGCUGCCACCAGAGAAACAGGUCUUCUCAUCAGCCACGUCGGGUUUCUUUGCUGCUGCCAGCUUUAUGUCAUACCAGCAGUGUGAGUUUAACUUUGGGGCCAAGCCUUUCCGUCACCCACCUUCUGUCAAGUUCAGCACCUUCAAUGACUUUGCUUCACUGCUGCCCAGUGAAAAGAUUAUCCUACCCAGACACCGGCGUCUGGCCUUACUAAAGCAGGUUAGCAUCCGAGACAACUGCUGCACGCUGUGUUGUGACGUUAUGGCUGACACGGAACUGCGGCCCUGUGGACAUGGUGGUAUGUGUAUGGAGUGUGCCUUACAGCUAGAAACGUGCCCCCUAUGCCGCCAGGACAUCCAGACACGAGUCAGACUCAUUGCACAUGUAUCCUGACACACUUCCUGCCCGUCCUGCAGUACGGAGAGACACACAAGCCCUACAGCCGCCUCCUCCUCCUCUAAUCCCCUCUCACCCAGCAGGGCUGUGAGGACAGUGCCACAAUGCUGUGAUGACGGCAGAACUUUGAGUUCUGGUCCGAAGAGGCAACGAUGGAGGGGUGGAGAAAAGACAUAGAGGAAAUGAGAGGAGGGGAAUCAAACCACAGCUGGAUCCCCAGGAGCAUUCCCUCAUUUACCUAUAUCUCCUCUUUUGUAUUCUUCUGACAAGUCACUGCAGAAGCUGGGCCAAGAAUUGUCAACUUUCUACAGAUGGUGUGUUUUUCAGACAAAAAGAGUAGACAUGAGGGGCAGAAACAAUUUUGCCAGAUUAGACAGAACAAACUUGUCGUCUGCAAGCCCCUCCAUAGAGUUAUCAGACAUCCUUUCAGAUAAAAGGGUCUCACUGCGCUUCAGCUGGGCUUUCAGCACAGAGCCUUCUACUCUUUAAUCCCAUCACCGUCAUGCACAUGUCUGCAGAUCUGAAAGGGCUGGACAGCUGAAAAUAACACAGCCUGUAGUACAGUAUUAAGGUACAGAUAAAUUUGAGAUGUAUCAUACUGUCAUGUUUUUGGGUAUAGAUAUGCGAAUUGUGUUGUUCUUGAGGUAGCAUUUUCAUUCUCUUUUCUCAAGGUUGUACCAAAACCUAUCCAUUGAUCAGCUUCACUGUCUGUACUGAAUGAUCGCCAGUGGUAGUGUUUUCCCUCAGAAAAAGAUGCCAGAGUUUAAAAGUUGCAGGAUUAUUCCCUAGAGUUCAGUUUUCUGAUUCUUUUUACGCAAGUUGUUAAAAAUCAAAUCAUCUGUUAUACAAGAGAGAAAGUUAUUGGCAUAAUUCUUGUUUUCCAACCAGUAUAAAAACUACAUACUUGAAGCUGUAUUAGGACUAACUUAUUUUUAGCAUGGCUGACCCUGCUGCUUUUGGUGCUGUAUUUUCUUUGCUCAAAUGUUUCUUUCCAAAGGUCUCAGUCAUGUAUGUCACAACCACAACAAAUAAAUACACAGGGAUUAAAAUUUACAGAAAGUUAGUGGUUAAAUUAAAUCACAUGUUUUUCCCCCUGGUUAUUGUUGCAUAUAUCUAAGGAACCAGUGGAGGGGGGGGGGUAUACAAUUGAAUUCCCACCAUCCCCCUCUGAAUUUAUCUUGGAUUGCUGGAUUGCAGCAGUAUAACGAAGUCUUAAUUUUUGCUUGUGAUUACAACCGCAUGUCUGUAUUAAGAUAACUAUUUUCAAAUCCACAACAUGUGAUUUAAUUUUUUAUUAUAAAUGAUGCUGAACGCUGAUGUAAAAACUUGGCUAAGAAGUACAACAGGUUUUUUUUAUUGACAUUGUUUUGAUCAGCUGAUCAGUAAAUCCUCUGAAACAAAUGUGAAAUGUUUUAAGUAAAAUGUCUUUCCUUAAUAUCGGUUUACAAAAUAUCCCAGGGUCAUUUGCAAGAUGUGUAAUUUUGGAUCUGUUUUGGCAAUGAAAUACUUGACAUAAAUUAGCAAAGAAACUAACCACAGCACAGCGACAUGACCUAAACUGUGAGGGCUUCAAAAAAAAUGUGUUUGUUUCAUUUGCUACAAAUCACUGCAUUCUUAGUGAGAUUAUUUGCACACAUGACUGAUCUCAUCAAAACAAGUUUGUCAUAUCGGAGGUGUAUCUUCCACGUGACUGGUUCAGAUUCAGAAACGUGGUUUACCUCCGUGCUUUAUAUAAUACAGGACAUCCCUCUGCUCUCAUUUUGCCAUUUCGUCAUCUCCCUACGUGUUUGACCUCGUGUUUUUCUUGUUUUUCUGUCUAUCCUUUACUUGAAGCAUCUCUGGGUUGACUGGUAUUUGUCCUUUGGAAACAGGUGAUGAAAUGAACAUACGAGAGAUUGCAAUUCAAGAAAAAUUCAAUUUAUACAAUUUAAAAAAAUUCAGUGAUAUUUCAAAUUAAAACACUGAAUAUUUUUGAAUUUAUUUUGGACAAAUUGUUUAUGAAAGAGCUCCUACUCCACUAAAUUGCAUGAACAAGAUCUGUAAAACCCUUCAGGUUAUACUGGAAUGAUUGAUUAACGAUAACACGCAUCUCUCAGUAAUGCAAAUGACUGGUCUGUUCUCUGUUUACUACCUUGUAUUUCCUGGAGCACCUUCUACAUGAAGGUGAGAGAAAUUAUAUGGUUGUUACUAUGGUUGGAGAUAAACUUCUCGAUUGUAAAGAAUAAGUUGUGAGCUGUAUUUAAACAUCUAUAAAGGAAUUUUGCUCCAGAAAAAAGGUGUGAUUUAUUGAAGAAUUGCUGUUUCCUGGAUUGUGAUAUUUGUAAUGUAUGUUCGUG
Messenger RNA from Xiphias gladius (swordfish), 4762 nucleotides. RefSeq names its product ring finger and SPRY domain containing 1 (gene rspry1). Lineage: Eukaryota; Metazoa; Chordata; Actinopteri; Istiophoriformes; Xiphiidae. The record is from RefSeq and is a predicted model, not a curated record. Gene Ontology annotation, cellular component: cytoplasm. Bases 645 to 2423 code for a protein of 592 amino acids. The transcript has 15 exons. Gene Ontology annotation, molecular function: ubiquitin-protein transferase activity; protein binding.